This is a messenger RNA of Sphaerodactylus townsendi, 2963 nucleotides long. RefSeq names its product linkage group 12 C2orf68 homolog (gene LG12H2orf68). The transcript has 4 exons. Bases 373 to 1062 code for a protein of 229 amino acids. The record is from RefSeq and is a predicted model, not a curated record. NCBI's taxonomy places the organism in Eukaryota, Metazoa, Chordata, Lepidosauria, Squamata, Sphaerodactylidae.
CCCUUGGGGGGGGGGGGGCAUCCAACUCAGGUUUUGCCCAGGGCUCCAGUUUGCCUCCUUACGCCCCUGGCAACAGGCCGUUUCUUUCCAGUUCCUGUUUCGCUUCCGCGUUGGCCGGGCGCACGCACGGACGUUGCACCCUUGGAAUGAUAGAAGUGUAACGAUUUUUAAGGUUGGAUUGAAAUGAUGGUAGAGUUGUGCGUGUGUGUGUUUAAACUCGAGGCGGUUUUACAAUCAGUAUAUGAUUAAAACAAGGGCAUGCAUAAAGAUAUAAAUACUAAAACAAGAUUAAAAACAUUUAAUUUGUAGAUGGCGUAAAAAGAGUCCUAAACAAUGUCCUAAAACCCGUUGAGAUGCGGGUUGCCUUCAUUCAUGGCCGGCUUAACGGGGACCAGUACCGGUGAAGAAGGCGACACUUUGCACGGAGCAAGAAGGCGUGCUCCCCAACAUAUCCGGAGCAGUAGUGUUUGGGGGCGGGCGCUUCGCCGGCUCCUCCCCGGGGGCUGCCCGGCGACUGCUUUCGGGUUCCGGAGGCGAAGGCAGACUUCCAUGGACUCGGCGGCGGUGGGGCCAGACGCGGAGCCGGAUAGUCCGGCUUGGGGGGGCUGCCGACCCGGAGGACGCCUGGAUAUGAGCCAUGGAUUCGUAAGGCACAUCAGACGCAACCAGAUCGCCAGGGAUGACUAUGAUAAGGAGAUGAAGCAAGCCAAGGAAAAAGUGAAGAAGAGGCACACACCAGCCCCAGCCCGGCCCAAAAAACCAGAUCAGCAGGUCUAUCAUCCCCGUCAGAGAAGUAGAGCGGACGUCACAUCUGGCCUGGAGUAUGAGGGCUCCAGUGAGAGUGGCUCCAGUACUGAGCUAGACCCUUAUGGACCACCACUCUUUUGCCUGGAAUAUGAGUCUGACAGUGGCAAGAUCACCUCAGUUGUUGUGCAUCAGGACAAUGACCCUGUUGAUGUGGUAGAGAAGAUCAGUGCCCAGAACCAACUGGACCCAGCUAUGUGUGAGGCCCUGAAGAAGCGGGUGCAGGAGGAGCUGGAAAAACGACGGGUAAAACGCUGAGGCACAGUGGAGAUAUCUGUGUUUGCCUGGCUGAGAAAUGCUUUCUGCAAAAGGGUCAGUGAACUUGUCCCACAGCAGCUGUCUUGGAGGCUUCAAGAGGGUCAGGGAGUUAGCUGAAUCUUAUUACAGGCACUGCUUCCUAGUAAUGGCCUAAGACUUUGUUGUCUGUGCCUAAAAGGAGUGAUUGUAAGGAGCCAGGACUGCAGGGAAAGAAUGCCAGCCCGAAAUGGUCCAGGGACUUUUUGAAAGCUAUUCAGGAAGACGUAGUCUAGCUGAAACCUAAUUGGAUGGCCUCUUGCAGCUCUGAGGAAGGGUAUCAUAAUUAAAUCCCUUUAUGGUGGUAGCCCAGCACCCUUUAUCUUCUCUUACAAGUUCCUGCCUGUUGAAUCUCUAGAUUAGGUAAAUUCACAUUAAUUGUUUUACAUUAUCUUGAGCUAAGCAUUCAGUUUGCCUUUACCUUUAAUGUGACCUUCGAGCAGCUUUAUAAAAAGAAUUCCCCAGGAUGGUUGUUAUGAGCCUGGAGGACAGUGUCAGGGGAGCAGGGCAAGCUACAAAACAACAGAGAAGCAGAUGCUACACUCUACAGAAAGUAUUGGACUUCCAUAGGGUUGCUGGUGGCAGUGAGCCUGAUAGUAUGCAUCUGGUCUAGACUUAGAUUUGACUCACACGUAUAUCUUUUUACAGUGUGCUGUUUCAAAAUGCAUUGGUUCCAGAUCAAAAUCUCACUAUGGCUAUGUAGAAAGGCUUCUUUCUAGCAUUUUAUUGGCAUUGAUAAACUGUGAAACAGUUGACUUAGCUAUGUCUAGCCUUCAGUUGAGUUCUCUUUUGGCUAAAUUUGCUCUUACAUUGUUGUGCAUUAAUAAAUGUUUUCAGAAAUUUUCUGCAUUAUUGUAAAUAAAUGCAUGAAGCUAGUCCUGUUUGAAUCCUUUGCUGCAGUUAAGAGCAGCAUACUGGGAUAUGGAUAUGUUUUGGGAGUUUGUCACACCCAAGGAAUGUAUACAUCUGCAUUAUGUUCUUUUAUUCCACUUAUGCAGUAUCUAGCUUGUAACACAAAUCUGCUUUGAAUCUAGUCUGUGAUGCUAUUCAGCUUCUCAGAAUCCAACAGGUAAAAUUUACUUCCUCAACAUGAAGCAGUCACUUUAACUCACAGAAAGAUUCAGUAACCAAAUGUACUGAAGUCAAAAGAAGAUAAUGAAGUACUAUUUCUUUCAGAAUGGUUGUUUUCACUUUAUAUGUUCAUUUCAUAUAUGACAAUGUAUCUUGAUGGGCAGGGGCGCAGGGAAAAGAAGUGCCAUUAUAAAGUGAAAAGGUUGAAUCCCUGAGGACAUCCAGUAAAGAUUUCUGUCUUGUAACCUGUUUUUUUUCACUGCAUUUUAUUGCAUUAUACAAAAUUUAAUUCUCAUUCUCUAGUUACUGACAAUUGCAACAAAUCCACACCCACAGAAUAAAAACAAAAGUUUGAUCUGUUAAUAAAGAAAGCCAGUGGUAUCUCCUUGUAGCACUGAGAAGAGCACAUUUGGAGGUGGUUCAUUCAGCACUGAAUUCUCAGCAAUCUACACAAAUAUUCUGAAGUUGCAUCAAAAUAACUACCAUGCGAGAGCUACCCAGCCAAUGAUUCUGUUUCCAGUGAUGCCAAUCAAAUACCUUCAGGGGCUCAUACAUAGGUAAUGAAGUAAGAGGUGUCUUUUUAAGUUUCUCAUAUACUCUGAUAACCAAAGGUAUUUUGCCUCAGGACAUUUUCAUUAACGCCAGAGUCAAAUUUGUGACUAGUGAUUGCUAUGCUGGGUAAUGCUGACUUGCUUCAGACAUGAGCAUCUUCUCAUACAUUUCUUAUCGUUUGGAUAAUAUUUUUCUCAAAAAAGGCUUAUUAAAGUUUUAUAUGGAUAAUAUUGUGACACAAA